AUGGCCACCGAAACGGGAGGAGAGGCCCCACCCUCCACAUCGGGAACUGAGAGAACGACACCCUACAAUAUAAAAGACGAUAGUAUACGGCCGCCAGAACGACACGCCUGGCUCCACGUCCCCGACUCAUACUACGAGGCCAGAGUGCCGUGUCCGUUGAUGGUCGCACUGCAUGGCAAGGCCCAUCCGGCCAAAGAGUUGGAGUACCUUACACAACGCUCCAAUGCGGCGUUCAAUCGGUACGCUAUCCUCGUGUACCCCGAGUGCGUUGGUCUACAGUGGGCUGGCAACCCGGAAGCCCCGCCCCGAGACGAGGUGGAUGACGCCGGAUUCGUCGAUGUACUGAUCGAUCAUAUCAUGCGCGACUACGCCGUGGACACCGUACGGGUGUAUAUUGCUGGGUUCGGUACCGUUGGGGGGCUCGCUGGGCUGUUGGCGUGCGACCCUAGAGCGUCCGGCCGCAUCGCAGGCUUCGCUAUGUCUUCGGGCGCGGUUUAUCAGGACGUGGCGCUCAAGGAACCGCUGUUUAGCACAUGCCGCCCCUCACGUUGCCCUGUGCCCAUCCUUGAAUUCUAUAGUAUUGCAGACCCGUGA
Cladophialophora psammophila CBS 110553 is the source of this 594-nucleotide messenger RNA. RefSeq lists its product as uncharacterized. The coding region runs from base 1 to 594 and encodes 197 amino acids. The transcript has a single exon. Lineage: Eukaryota; Fungi; Ascomycota; Eurotiomycetes; Chaetothyriales; Herpotrichiellaceae. The record is from RefSeq and is a predicted model, not a curated record. Gene Ontology annotation, cellular component: extracellular region. Gene Ontology annotation, molecular function: feruloyl esterase activity.